Pectinophora gossypiella (pink bollworm) is the source of this 6408-nucleotide messenger RNA. It is a transcript of the gene Pkc98E, whose product is annotated as protein kinase C. Gene Ontology annotation, biological process: protein phosphorylation. Gene Ontology annotation, molecular function: diacylglycerol-dependent serine/threonine kinase activity; ATP binding. Bases 433 to 2715 code for a protein of 760 amino acids. The record is from RefSeq and is a predicted model, not a curated record. NCBI's taxonomy places the organism in Eukaryota, Metazoa, Arthropoda, Insecta, Lepidoptera, Gelechiidae. The transcript has 20 exons.
AUUUCUGUAUAAAAUUGUACAAAAAUAUACUAUCCGUUUCGAUAUGUGAACUUAAAUGAAAAUUAUGAAAUUUUGUAAUAAUAAAAUAAUCAUAAUAAAGGUUUAUGGGUAAUACUCGAAGAAUCCCAGAAUCUGUUAUACAAUACCAUAGGUGAGUUGACUCAUUUUUAUUUUAUUCCCAUCCCUAAUUCCCUCUCCCUCUCCCUAGCGGCCCUCCCUGCACGGACCAAAAACAAUCCCAUAACCUUUUUUUUAGAAAUCGAAUGGGAAUCCAUUAUUGACCAUAGACUAAAAUAUCCCUCCAUGGCCGAAUUCGUCGCUGUCAAGCCUUUUAUUUAAUUUCUUUCAAAUAUGAAGCUCCGUCAAUGAUUUUGUGUGGGUUUAUAGUGUGGAAGUGAUCGUGUGGUGGCGCGGGCUCGGCGACCGGUCACCAUGUUCAGCGGCACGGUGCGCGUCAAGGUGUGCGAGGCCACGGGGCUCCGGCCGACCGACUUCCAGAAACGGCACAACAUGACCUUCGGGAAGCCAGACGACCAGCCGAUAGACCCGUACGUGUCCAUCGACGCGGACGAACACCACCUCGACCGCUCCAGCACCAAGCCCAAGACCUUCGACCCUGUCUGGAACGAGACCUUCAUCCAUGAGGUGCACAAUGUCACCAGCUUGGGUAUCACUGUGUUCCACGAUGCAGCAAUUCCUCCGGAUGACUUUGUUGCAAACUGCACUAUUCCUUUUGAAGAUCUGAUGCACCGUGAUAAGGAUGCCACAGACUUUUGGGUGGAUCUGGAACCUCAAGGAAAACUGCAUCUCAAAGUUGAUCUGAAAUGGAAUUCUCAAGCGGGUGCAGACCCGGGCGCAGCGGCACGAGCCGCGCGGCCCGCCGGGGGCGGCGGAGGCCGGGAGUUCAAGGAGGGCGCGGGGUUCGCGCGGCGGCGUGGGGCCAUGCGGCGCCGCGUGCACCAGGUCAACGGACACAAGUUCAUGGCCACCUUCCUGCGACAGCCCACCUUCUGCUCGCACUGCCGGGAGUUCAUCUGGGGCCUAGGAAAGCAAGGAUACCAGUGCCAAGUGUGCACCUGUGUCGUGCACAAACGCUGCCACUCCUCGGUCGUUACCAAGUGCCCCGGCAUGAAGGAAGAACAGCAGGGCGGCGUGGGCGUGUCCGGCGGCCAGCGGUUCAGCGUGAACGUGCCGCACCGCUUCGUGGUGCACUCGUACAAGCGGUUCACGUUCUGCGACCACUGCGGCUCGCUGCUCUACGGCCUCAUCAAGCAGGGGCUGCAGUGCGAAGUGUGUUCGAUGAACGUGCACAAGCGGUGCCAGAAGAACGUGGCCAACAACUGCGGCAUCAACACCAAGAUGAUGGCCGAGAUCCUCAGCGAGAUGGGCAUCUCCCCGGACAAGACGCCGGGCCGUCCGCGCGGCGCCAGGCAAUACAACCCGGUGGUGGAGCCGGCCGAGGCGUCGCCCGGGGACGGCGAGCCCAAGGAGCCCACGGACAAGCACGACGAGAAAGGCGUGCGCGACCCGUGGGGCGCCCAGUGGGCCGAGCUGCAGGAGAUAUUCACCUGUUACGAAGCGCUGCACUCGCCGGCGCCGGCGCCGCAGCAGUGGGGCUCGCACUGGGACGACCUGCGCGACAUAUUCUCCUGCUACGACGAAGGUGCAGUGUGCGGCGGGGGCGGCGGCGCGGGCAAGGUGGCGCUGGAGGACUUCACCUUCAUCAAGGUGCUGGGCAAAGGCUCGUUUGGGAAGGUCAUGCUGGCUGAGAAGAAGGGCACGGACGAGGUGUACGCGGUGAAGGUGCUGAAGAAGGACGCCAUCAUCCAGGACGACGACGUGGAGUGCACGCUGACGGAGCGGCGCGUGCUGGCGCUGGCGGCGCGGCACCCGUUCCUCACGGCGCUGCACUGCGCCUUCCAGACCAGGGACCGGCUGUUCUUCGUCAUGGAGUACGUGGACGGCGGCGACCUCAUGUUCCAGAUACAGCGCGCCAGGAAGUUCGACGAGCCGCGCGCCAGGUUCUACGCGGCCGAGGUGACCCUGGCGCUGCAGUUCCUGCACUCGCACGGCGUCAUCUACCGCGACCUCAAGCUCGACAACAUCCUGCUGGACAGCGAGGGCCACUGCAAGCUGGCUGACUUCGGCAUGUGCAAGGAGGGCAUCAUCGACGGCGCGACCACCACCACGUUCUGCGGCACCCCGGACUAUAUCGCGCCUGAGAUCCUGCAGGAGCUGGAGUACGGCGUGUCGGUAGACUGGUGGGCGCUGGGCGUGCUGCUGUACGAGAUGCUGGCGGGGCAGCCGCCCUUCGAGGCCGACAACGAGGACGACCUGUUCGAGUCCAUCCUGCACGACGACGUGCUCUACCCCGUCUGGCUCUCCAAAGACGCCGUCUCCAUACUCAAGGGCUUCAUGAGCAAGAACCCGUCGCGGCGGCUGGGCGUGGCGGGCGGCGCGGCCGGCAUCCGGCAGCACGCCUUCUUCAAGGACGUGGACUGGGACGCGCUGCACGCGCGCCGCCUGCGCCCGCCCUUCCGGCCCAAAGUCCGGUCGCGGCGCGAGGCGGUGAACUUCGACGCGGAGUUCACCAAGGAGGAGCCCGUGCUCACGCCCGUGCCCAUCGACGUCAUCAGGACCAUCAACCAGGAGGAGUUCCGCGGGUUCUCGUUCGUGAACGCCGACUACAACCCCGCGCCGCCAGCCGACCACUGAGGCCGCCACACACGCCACGGAAAUUGCAUACGAGUGCUACCGACCGCCAUACUUGUUUGGGUAAACUUAGAGACAAAUUAGCUGCGACACGGCCCGCGGCCGCCCGUGACGUCACCGGUGCCACCUCCGUCGCUCGAACCGGCCGCGCGGCGCGACGAGUCGCGUUCCGCUAGUUGCAAUCGCAUGCACGCACCUCCGCGCCGCGCGGGCGGUCGUCGGCGGUGACGUCACGCGCCGGCGCCGAUCUCCUUCGGCCGAAAUUAGCGGUAGAGCCGGCAGUAUGUUACCGUAGUGUCACGUAGCCGUUAUCUCGGCGUCUGUCAGAUUGUUUUCUUAUGAGAUUCUGUCCACACGCCUAGCCCCUAGCCGGGCCCCGGCUCCGUAGGUAUCAUAGUUACUAUGCCACCGUAGUGCGUGUUAUAUAAAUUAUGGUGUAAACUGAGUGGCCUCCGGUCCGCGACCUCCGCAGCCCCGGCCGUGCGGGGCGUUGCCCCGACGAUAUACUAUUACGACGUACAAAUUCAUUACAGUACAAAAGUCAUACAACAAUCUCUCACAUCAAAAUACUUGACUCUAAACUACAGGUCAAACGGAAUCAAUUAACUUUACACUCACAAUAAUGUUGACAUAGGUUCGUGCAAAAGUAUACAAGUAGCUUAAAUAUUAACGCACAAACCCGUACCCGUAGUUCCGAGGUCGACAUGGGUGACGUUAGUUAAUUGCCUUCCGCCUGCGGCGCGGGCGCAGGAGGUCGCGGACCGCGGGCCACGGACUAAUCACGCGCAAAAAUGAUAAAAAUGUUACAAAAUCGUCGAACUCUUAGUUUGUUGAUGCGAUGAUGAGUAUAUUUUCCAUUGAGAUUACCUAUUAUAACGAUAUAUUGAGAGGUUAGAGCAAUUAUCGAUCGUUGUACAUAUUGAGCAGGUCGUACGCAGCCGCCGCAGUAACCCCACCCGCAGCCGCAGGUGUAUCCAGUCUAGUCGUUCGUUGUGUACGUGUUAUUGCAUAGCAUAAUGUUACAAUACUCAGCCGCGGCCGCCCGCUGCGGGCCCGCGUCAUCUCUCAUAUCGAAUUUGUCCUAUUCAUUUGAGAUUUUACCGUUUAUUUUAUUUUUGUUGUAUUUUUUUUACGUAUAUUGUAUACACGUUUUGUCGAGUACUAUGAGUACAAACGGCGUCGCCCGCCGGGCCGGCCCCCGUCGGCCCGCCGGGUCAGUAUUCUACUUAGUAUUAUUUGUUUAGAUGUAAUCACAUAAACCAAAGGUGUUAAGUUUAAUUUCUAGUUAAAUAUUUAGUUGUUUAGAUGUCUCGGGAUCGCCGAGCGUCGGGGCGGCGGACAGCGCAGAGAACAAAGCACAAAUGUAAUGCUUUAUGUAGUGUUUAGUGUACGAUAAUAUUAUAAAUAAAUAUAAAUUAUAAAUCUCUGUACGUGUUCCCGAUAUAUUGACAUGUUAUAUAUAAAUAUCUCACAUUGACAUGUAUGUGUUAUGUAUUUUUAUCAGAUCGUCGUUGGUUUCGUAUGAGACGUUAUUUUUGUAUAGGCCGUUUAUGUUAUACUCACGCGACCCAGCGUCGCAUCGUUUGUAUGUAUCGUAUCUGGACGUUUCUCUGUCGUAGGGUAAGCUCGAUGUCUGUGCGGAUUAAUUUUGAUGUGGAUCAUUGAUACUAAUACACGUAGAGUAGCGGAGCGGCGAGCCUGCGGGCCCGCCGCGUGUGGAGCCGACCUCUUGUUGUAUUUUACAGUUAAUGUACGUUUUGGAGAGUAUUUUUAAUUUUUGAGAUUUUACACUUUUAUUUUUGAAAUUCUGGAUUGUUUCCGAUGCGGAGUACGUGUAGGUUAAUUGUAAUCGUGUAGUACGAGCCGCCGUCGCAGGCGCCGCCGCCAUACUGGACGAAGUGACAGUUGCGGCCGGACAGUAUGUAGCGAUCUCGGUGACGGCGAAGCUUGUGCGAGUCCAGUCGAGUUACAUUUAUAUCGUAAUAAUUUAUUUUUUUCGAAUUGUGAUUAUAAUUUUGUAGUCAGUUUUGAGUAAUGGAAUAAUAUUUAUAAUAAUAGGAUUAACUAUAGCGUUCGGUAUUAAUUUAUGUGCGCGCCUGUCACCGAUUGUGCCAAAGUACCCUGGAGCGGCCGGCGGCGGCGGCGCAGUGCAGUAGGUGUAGUGCCGUCGUGGCGUCGUGUCGUAGCGCCCGCCGCCGCCGCUGCUGCAUGCAGACAGUACACCGGGCGGGCCCCGCCGGCGGGGCGCUCCAGCGACCUUUACAAAUCCUCCACUAAAGGCACCGGGCCUGUUUCGCUUCCAUAUUACAAUUUGUUAUUACUUGUUGUUACUUAUUUUUAUAGUAAUAAUUAUGAUUGUUUCCGUCGUUUGAUUAGUUAAUUCAAAUGUAUUUAAUUUAGUGAUUUGACAACUUUGUGUCGGUGGAUCUCAGGGCUUGUAUGCGCAAACUUGUCAAAUAAGGAUCUGUAGUGGAUGUGGAAGCGAAGAGCGCCGACGAUGUAUAUGGAGCGAGCGCGGGCAACCCAACCAGCCCCGCCACCCCGCCCGCGGGGCCGCCAGCGAAACACGACAUAUCACACUAUAUUCUGUUGAUUUAUUCACAUAUAUUUUAUAUAUCGUCACGAUGUUUUAUCGAACAUGUCCUGUGUCAAACAUAGCGCAUUGUUUUAUCGCGGUCGUUACAUAACGUUAGUUUUUACUCAUAUUUGAAAGCUUAUCAAAGUAUAUUUUACGCUUCCCAGAGGCGCUGUAAGCCAAAGAUGAUGAAUAUUGUACAAAGCGGCUUAAAGCCUUAUUUACGUUGUGUUUAGUUGAAUCUUGCCAGUGUUGCGUACGUGUGUGUGAGCCGCGGGCGCCCGCGGGGCCGGGCCACGCCGGCGGGGCCACGCGGCCCGCGCGGGGUGUACCACUUGAAUGUUUUGCGUUAUGGAUACCCUCGCCGUACACCAACAGCUGAACCACGAAUAUAACAGCCCGCGUGAACUAAGGUACUAAUGUGUGUGUAUCGCCCCGUAACACGUUAAUGAUCUACAACCACUCUUCCCUGUAAACUCUCGGAUAGUCGGUGCGACUGUGUCGGUGCGGCGGCGAGAGUAUUGCAAGUUGCCAUAUUGUUUUCUAGUUCAUAAUGUAGAGUGUGGCGCCCGCGGGUGUAUGUGUAAUGUGUUAUAACUGUAGCUAACACUGCGGCGAGCGGCCGGCGCGGGCCCCGCUGGCGCGGCCCAGUGGCCUCAUGUCCCGGCGCCACCUCGCUCGGCCCCCGGCGGCGAGUCCCGGCCUCUCUCAUGCUGCCUCAUUCAGCUAUCGACACUCUUUCUCGUUCUUCCUUCGCUUUUUAUUCCUCUUGCACAUUUUCCAAAGUACAAUAAUGUAAGUAAGCUAAUAAUAUAUUUAGGGAAGGGGAGGCAUCGGAUUGCCACACAUAGUUUACCAUAUUAUUUGCAGCAUGAGAGAUAGCCGCCAGUGUCACCGCUCGGUCCCUCCCCUGCCUCCCCUGCAGGGCCUCGUGGCGCGGUGCCGCCGGGGUCCGACCGUCGCCGCGGCCGCUCGCGACAUUACCUAUUUGUUGUUUGUUCACGGAUCACUACUAGAUCACACUAGCUGAAUAAUUAAUGCAUAUAAUAUAGUUUUAUGACGAGAUAAAAUAUGUAUAUGUAAUCCUACAUGUCUAUUAAAUCAAUGAAAAUAGAUUAUAA